UAAUUUUUUUUUUUGCAGGCAAAUUGCGCGCGAUAUGGAAGUGAUGAAAAAUAUCCGUGUUGGGUUUUGUUUUUCAAGUUAUGGCAGUAGCUAAAGUCAGCUUAUGCGUGUGGCGUCUCGAGUUAGCCGAUGACCAGAACGUGUCCGCGUUCAACUUCCAACAAAAUCCGGAUGAGGAGGAAUCCUUGUUGUUGGCCCGGAAGAAGAAACCUGCCGACAUCGACACGAUCCGACUUCACCGCGGUGUUCGUACUAAACGCCACUUGAUCGUCGAGAGUUACGAUCUCGCUAAUAUUGCCGACGGCGACGCUGAAGACGCCAUGAAGAGAAGCUUCAUUUCCGGCAACCCUGAAGUCGAGGUGACUGAAGGGAUUUUGCAUUUGUACAAGGAGAAUGUGUUGACCCCGGCGCCGAGUGACGGGGAUGAAGGACGAUCGAUGAUGAUUUGCAUGUUGGCUGUUCCGGCUGUGUUGACGAGUCGUGACUUGAUGAACUUUCUGGCUCCGUGUUCGCCGGAAAUUCAACUCGUGAGGAUCGUGAGGGACAGAACUCCAAACCAGUACAUGGUGUUGUUGAAGUUCAGGUCUCAACAAGGAGCAGACGAGUUUUAUAAAACAUUCAACGGAAUGCCGUUCAAUUCCCUUGAACCGGAUCUUUGUCACCUCGUGUACGUGUCACGGGUGGAAUCCGUGAAAGAGUCGGAAGGUGGAGGACUUCCGUUGGAGUUCCACACCGAGCUUCCGGUGUGUUCCGUGUGCCUGGAGCGAAUGGACGAAAGCGUGGAUGGUGUACUGACCAUUUUAUGCAAUCACAGCUUUCACAGUGCUUGCUUGUCGCAGUGGGGUGAUGGAAGUUGCCCCGUGUGUCGGUACACGAGCACGCCUGAAGUCGUGGAAAGAUCCUGUUGCUUCUCUUGUCCUUCGACGUCUGAUUUAUGGAUUUGCCUCAUUUGUGGCAACGUCGGGUGCGGGCGUUACGAUAACAAACACGCCGAAGCGCAUUUCUGCGAGACGAACCACAUUUAUGCGAUGCAAAUCGGGACUAAUCGGGUUUGGGACUACGCUGGUGACAACUUCGUUCACCGAUUGGUGCAAAACAAGACUGACGGGAAACUCGUCGAGUUGGAUGGCCACGAAGCGGGUGAAGGAUCCGCUCGGGUUUGGGUCAAGGGUUCGGAAUCGAGCGAAGAAAAAGUUGAAUCUAUGCAACUGGAGUACACGUACCUUCUGACGAGCCAAUUGGAAUCUCAGCGGCGUUAUUUCGAAGCCAAGCUGGAAAAAGUGGACGAGCAAAUGCGGAAAGAGCUGCAGGACUUGAAAGACCAUACCGCAGAGCUGACUUCUCUAAACCGAACCGUUUCUGACAACGUUGCAACCAUCGUCGCCGAGAAAAAGACCGCAGAUAAGAAAAACGCGUCGCUAACUGCCCGCGUAGCCAAACUGACGCAAGAAUUGGCUGACGAAAAGCAACUCACGUCGUGUCUGCUCAGUGACAAGGCGGAUUUGGCGUCCAAGCUCGAAUCCUUGAAGCGGGAUUCCAAUAAGCAAGCUGAGGAGAUAACUGAAUUGCGGGAGCAGUUGAGGGACUUUAUGUUUCAUUUGGAAGGGUCCAAGAAGAUUGCUGAUGAAGACCAGGCUGGCGAGUUGCAGGGUGGGCAAGUGAUCAUGCCUGAGAAUGAAAUGUCGGCGUGUGGAGCGAGGGGAAGACGAAGACGGAACCGACACUGAAGAAGCAUCCCUUUUUUUUUCUUUCAAAAUCUAUAACUGUGCGUGGGAAUUUAAAUGUGAUAACGAGGACAUCGUGUGUUGCGUGGAAGUUUUUCAAAAUAUACCCGGACGAGAUUCAGAAUA
This is a messenger RNA of Notodromas monacha, 1850 nucleotides long. The record is from the annotation of a GenBank genome assembly. Lineage: Eukaryota; Metazoa; Arthropoda; Ostracoda; Podocopida; Cyprididae.